Messenger RNA from Penicillium nucicola, 762 nucleotides. RefSeq lists its product as uncharacterized. The transcript is spliced from 3 exons. The record is from RefSeq and is a predicted model, not a curated record. Lineage: Eukaryota; Fungi; Ascomycota; Eurotiomycetes; Eurotiales; Aspergillaceae. Bases 1 to 762 code for a protein of 253 amino acids.
AUGUCUUAUCUACCGACAGGAUGGACCCUGGAGCGACUUCAAACAGCAACAGUCAAUGAUCUACGCCAAAUACCAGAGGAUAAACUCCACGAGAUUGAUGAAGACCUAAUUCCAGUCGAAAAUGUUCCAGUUCGACAAGUCAUCGGCCGUGCAAUUGUUAACGAAGACCAACGGAAAAAACGCGUAGAGCGCGGCAUGCCACCCGCGCCCCGGGUGCCGCUUUUUGAAAACAAUGACGAUCCAGUAGUGGAGGUAGUAGAAAGAGGAGGGUUUGACGACUUUGGGUUUAUCGUGUUUCGGACAGAUUACUCCGACGAACAACGCUGGGAGCAGUGGCAUAAAGAGUUCCACCGCAUACUUGACGCCUCGAUGCAGCUCGCUAGCGGGGGAAAGAAAAUUGAAGAUAAAUGCUUCAUGCCAACCUACGAGGACGAAGACCUGGCUGGUGCGACCCAUAAUGAGAUCCUCCAGGCAUAUUACGGGUACCAAGAGACUGAAGGUAUCCUCCCGGGACUUGACAUUGGUAUGUGUCUGGUUGUCGAUUCAGCUGUUAUGGAUUCUUUAAAAACCGAUCAGCCGUGGAUUUAUGUAUUGGACGUAUCAUUCGAUCAUGAGAGUCAGCCUGCACGGGGAGAAUAUCCAGGCUACUUCCGAGUUGCCGUGCAGUCUGUCAUCACGGAGCUCUACCCGAUGCUCACGGCGAUGACACCGCCGGAACUUUGGCCUGAGGAUAACAGAAUAUGGGUGUCGGCCAUCGAAUAG